This is a messenger RNA of Pristis pectinata (smalltooth sawfish), 4044 nucleotides long. RefSeq names its product heat shock transcription factor 2 (gene hsf2). Gene Ontology annotation, biological process: regulation of DNA-templated transcription. Bases 95 to 1603 code for a protein of 502 amino acids. The record is from RefSeq and is a predicted model, not a curated record. The transcript is spliced from 12 exons. Gene Ontology annotation, molecular function: sequence-specific DNA binding; DNA-binding transcription factor activity. NCBI's taxonomy places the organism in Eukaryota, Metazoa, Chordata, Chondrichthyes, Rhinopristiformes, Pristidae.
UCGCGGCGGCGGUUUGUGGGCGGACGGACGGACGGACGCGGGGGGGGACGGACGGACGCGGGGGGGGGCGGUCGGGCCCGGAGCCGCAGCGAGGAUGAAGCAGACGGUGGCUGUGCCAGCCUUCCUCACCAAGCUGUGGGCCCUGGUCGAGGAUCCUGACACCAACGAGUUCAUCUGCUGGAACCAGAAUGGCCACGGCUUCCUGGUUCUGGACGAGCAGCGGUUCUCCAAGGAAAUCCUGCCCAAGUACUUCAAGCACAACAACAUGGCCAGUUUCGUCCGGCAGCUCAAUAUGUAUGGCUUUCGUAAAGUGCUGAAUGUUGAUGGAGGUAUAGUCAAACAGGAACGUGAUGGACCUGUAGAAUUUCAACAUCCGUUUUUCAAGCAAGGGCAGGAUGACUUAUUGGAAAACAUAAAACGAAAGGUAUCCUCAAUUAAACCAGAUGAAGCUAAAAUUCAACAAGAGGGCUUGAAUGCAAUUUUAUCCAGUGUUCAAGAAAUACAAGGAAAGCAAGAGAACCUUGACUCAAGAUUAACUUCCUUGAAAUGGGAGAAUGAAACUCUAUGGAGAGAGAUUGGAGAUCUUAGACAGAAACACGCACAGCAACAGCAAGUAAUCAGACAGAUUAUUAAAUUUAUCGUUAGUUUGGUGCAGAAUAACCAAAUUGUUACUUUGAAGCGGAAAAGGCCAAUAAUGAUUAAUACCUCUGGACCUUCUAAGCCAAAAUAUUUUCAUCACUUAGUCAAAGAAACUGACGAUGCAACUCAUGUACCUGUGCAUGGACCAAAUGGUGUGAAGCAAUGUGUUAGAACCUUAGAUGAUAUUGUCAUUUGUGACAUCACAGACAAGCCAACAGAAAAAACUGAAGAGGAUGAAGCAUCUGCAGUUUCUACUAAUGAAGUCGUAGAACAGGAUAAUUCUUUGCAUGAAGUGAAUGCUAAAAAUGGGGAACCACUUCCAUCAUCUGAGGUAAUGGAUGUAUGCAGUACUGACCACGUUAUGAACACUAUGAUAAACGACAAUGUUGAAACAACGAAUACUGAAUCAUCGAUAAGUUCUGAAGAUCCUAUAUCUAUGAUGGACUCCAUUUUGAAAGAGAGUGCAGUUAUUUCACAGAACAUAAAUCUUCUUGGCAAGGUAGAACUUAUGGAUUAUUUGGACAGUAUUGACUGUAGUUUAGAAGAUUUUCAGGCUACGUUAUCAGGAAAACAGUUCAAUGUGGAUCCAGAUAUUCUGUCAGAUGUAUCAGGAACUAAAGAAAGCCUUAAUGGAACAGAAUCCAAAGUGGAUGAAAGCAAGUCUUCUAAUACUGGUAAGCAGUUGAUGCAAUAUAAUAUGUAUCCUGUAUUAGCAUUUUUGGAUGGAACUACCUCAGCUGUAUUGGAAAAGGAACACAUUGCUCCAGGUCAUAAAUAUUCACUUGACGACAAUCACCCACAGAGGAAUGAGCUAGUAGGAGAAAAUGAGAAGAAAAAGACAAGUCAACUUUUUAAAUUAGAACCUCUCACGGAAGAAGAAGCAAGAGAGGAAACAUUGUUUUACUUGUGUGAACUGGCACCUUCAAGUACAUUAGAUGGUGAAAAUUCUUUACUGGACAGUUAGCCAAUAAGUUAAAGGUUUGUAUCUGUACAUCCAGCUAAUAACUAACUUAAAACUUGAAACAUUUAAUUUAUACUGUAAGAUUGGUUUGUGUAGUUCAGGUCCUAUAUUGCGAUUCUUGUAAAUAUGUUGCACUCUUUUUGCUAGUAUAUGCAAAGUACUUUGUCGCCUGUAUUCUUAAUAACUCCAUCAGAAAUGCAGCUCUGUGUUCAAGUGACUUUUAGUACUAUUGCUGUGGCAUUACUGAGCAUCAUUUUAUUUUUGUUACUGAUGGCAACAAUGUAUGAAAUUGAAAAUCAGUACCCUGGAACUUGUGUAAAAUUUUUCCCCAAAAUCAACUUGGGAUUAUUAAAACACUACCGUACAUUCCAUGACAUUUGAAAAUAUUAGAACUGUAUGUUCUGUCCUGUUAGCUAAAGCUUGGGCAAUGUUCAGUGAUAUAGUGUAGCUGCUUUAACCAGAUCCCUAAUUGCCUUAGAACCUUGAGCAGAAAUGUUUUAUCUGUAAAUAUACAGUUCCAUAUAUUGGUUUCUAUACUUUAGUUUGAGGUCUAAGAAAGUUAGAAUAGGAAUGAAACACUUAAACCAUGACAUUACAUUUUGAAAUUGUCCCCAGGCCUUAACUACAGUGAUAGUGUUCUGUCUGAAAUAUUCUGGGAUUUUUUUUGUGCAUAAAAACAUUUUGGCUGUUGGUCAUUAUGAAUAGCACUUGCAGGGUAGGUUAAAUAGUUGUCUGUUCUAGUGUCAUUUGGCAAUCAGCUAGAAUUGGUCUAUGGCAACUACAUCUGGUUUGGUGCUUAUUAUUGGCAUAACCUUAAGGGUACUUUUGUCAAACAGUGACGCAUUUAUAUAUUUACUGAGGUCAGUACAGGAAAAUUUUCCUUGUCUGUCUUCCCCUUGUUAAUUUGAAUGUAACUUGUGUGUACAUAAUGUAAUGUGGGAGUAAGGUUAACAAUGCACGUACUUUGUGCCUCUUGUUCAAAUGGCAGAGCUAUGGCCUUAAAAUUAGCUGUAGUACUUGGCCUUCCAGUAGAAAUGAGCUUGAAUUUAGACUGUUUUUGAGAGGUACCAUACCAUAACUUUGACAGGGUCGUAGGUCAAACAAUCUAUGGAAUGUUAAUCUUUCAAACUAACUUUCACACUGCUGACCUUGCACGAGUCUGAACCAUUGAACUGGUAUGUGGAAGAUUUAGGUCAAUGUCUGCAAUUUGCUGCUUGCUGGUCUGCUAAACCCUUUCCUGGACUGGGCCUGGUGUAAGGUUCCAAUCAUGAACAGUUCUGCAAUGCUGGUAUCAUCUGCCAUUCAAAUGUUAAAUGGUCUUUUGAAUACAUUGAAAUUUAAAUUACUUUGUCUAACCUGGUACAGAAACAGUGGGUGAAUUUUCCCUACUUAUAUGGGGAAAUCUGGAUAAAUUUACUGUCAGGUGUGGUAAUAGCUGUUGCAAUUACUACAUCUAUAUACAGGUCCUGUACUUAUUGUUAAGGUAUUAGCUCUGCAGAACUGCUGCCAUUUAAACAAGAUGUGGACCAUACAGCAGCUGUGGAGAUAUUUUUUACUAUCUUCAGUAAUUUAUAUUAAAGAAACUCAUUUGAAUUACAACACAGGAUUCAAAAUUAAAUCAAUACAAAGUUGAACUGUUUAGAAGUGACUUGUAGAUUGGUUUUAAAUUAUCCAUACUCAACAGAUUUGAUUUUGCAUAUAAUCAAUCUAAUCAAUACUGAUCCUGGGAUUAAAGCUUCAACUAGAAAUUUAGCCUUUCUAUAAAUAGUUACUGUUUUUCAUCAUGAAGGAUGUCUAUUUACCAAUUUACACAGUCAGUAGUACUUUGAAACCCUGUUCACAUUGGCUACCUCAUUCCCAAGUUGGAGUUUCAAUAAAGUUAUCAAAUUUAUAUUAAAGAUUACUCAUUUCCAAAUUUAAUGCUUACAAUAAAAUCCACAACUAUUUUCACAAUCACUUGUUUUCUAAAUGGUUAAAUUAAAUGUUAGAGCAAGGCCAGCCAAUGACAUGUUAGCAGUACUGAUUCACCUUUAAAGCUUACAUUUAGGUUGAGUAUAUGCAUUCUGAAAUUCUAGAAAACAAUUCCAAUACUUCAGUGCAAGUUGCAUUUGUCACUGCACAGCAAGUCAAAUUUAUUUUGUAGAUAGUAAUCUAAAACAUACUACUGACUAGCUUUAUCCUUGUCACUAAGCAGAAAAUUUCUACAAACCAGUUACAUGUUUCAAGACACAACUUAAGGUAAAUGCUACCUUUUUCUCUUUAAAUAUUUAAUAUGUACCACAAUACUUUAAUGGGAAAUCACUGACAUUUACCAUCAAUAUAGGUGUAAAUCAUUUGAUGUUUGCAUUCAUUCUCAAUUAUCAGAUUAUCCAUGUAAUCUGUUAAACAUUUCAAAGCCAAGGUCUUAGCCAUGCAAUAAAAGUGAAAAAUUACCACAUAACACA